Molecule: messenger RNA, 1323 nt
Organism: Vidua chalybeata
Lineage: Eukaryota; Metazoa; Chordata; Aves; Passeriformes; Viduidae
Product: basic salivary proline-rich protein 2-like
Exons: 2
Coding region: 1-1323 (440 amino acids)
Source: RefSeq, a predicted model, not a curated record
AUGGGGGCUGCGCCGCCCCGCCGGCGCCCGCAGGGGGCGCGCGCGCUCUCGGGCCGCCCGGCGGCGCGCGCCGCCUCCUCCUGCUCGUUCCCCGCCCCUGCCCGGGCCGGCGGCGCGCGCGCGGCGCUCCCUGCACAGCGCGAGGGGCUCGCGCGGCGCGGGGGGGGCGAGACAAAAGGCUCGGGCGGCCGAGGCGCGCGCGCGGCCGCGCGAGCCCCGCCCGGGCCCGGCCGCCACGAGGCGCUGCGGCCGCGGAGCCGCCGCGGGAAGGGGCGUGCGCGGCGCGGCGGCAGCAGCCGGGAGGGACGGGGGUCCGGCGGCGGCUCCGGGCUGCCGGCUCCGUCCGUCCCUGUGUGUUUGGAGCGGAGGAAAGAUGGCAGCGGCUGCACUUCCUCUUGCACUUUCACCCCUGGGGGGAGGAGAAGGAGGGGGCGAUACCACCCCCCCUACAAAAAUCCAGCGGGGGCCCCCCGGCUGCUGCUCCCCGACCAAGCGCCGCCGCCGCCGGCCCCGGUCCGGGCCCCGCCCGCUUCGACGCACCCUCACCACCGGCGCCGCAAACUUUCCUCUCUUCUUUGGACGAGAAGACCCCCACCCUAUUCACAGAGACCCCCCCCUCCAGCCACUCGGGCUCCCCCCCUGCCCCCCCGCUUCCUGCCCCCCUCCCUCCCCGCAUCCGCCAAUCACCGAUCCUCCAAUGCCGAGCCGGCAGCGAGGCCCCCCCCCUCGCGGCUCGUGGGGGUGGUAGGGCUGCGCUCGCCCCCUCCCCCAAAUAUCCGGGCUGCAGCUCGCCCCCGAGACCCCCCUCCCGCUGGAGAGAGGAGGAGGGGCCGGCGGGGGGGCUGCAGGCAACCUUCCCCCCUCCCCAGGCGCGAAUCGUCCAAUGCAAACCCUCCCGGAGCUGCAGAGGCGCAGAGCGGCCCCCACCUCCUCGGCUCGCCUGAGGAGAGCCGAUCCCAGAGGGGCCAGGGGCUGCAGCGCAGACCGGCCUCCCCCCCGUCUUUCAUUGCAUUUCUCACCCCCACCCCCCGUACGCGAUCAACUCUCAGCCUCGCUAGAAGAGCGAAGCGCCGGCAUUGUGGGGGAGGGAAGGGGUACAGCGGGAAUUCUUCCAGUGCGAAAAUGCCCUCCCCUUGGGAGCCGUUGGGAGGAACGGUACCCGCGGGCCGGGGGCUGCGGGAGGCACGGGCACCUCAGAGCCCCGAGUGCGUCCAUGUUGGGGAAAGCGCUGCCCGCGGAGCCCCUCCCGCGCACCCGGGGUUCCCACGGCGCCCGGAGCGCCCCACGCCCCAGCGCGGCGAGGCUCCCGCUCCCUCAAGUUAG